Molecule: messenger RNA, 2578 nt
Organism: Toxorhynchites rutilus septentrionalis
Lineage: Eukaryota; Metazoa; Arthropoda; Insecta; Diptera; Culicidae
Product: protein gooseberry-like
Exons: 3
Coding region: 329-1762 (477 amino acids)
Biological process (GO): anatomical structure development; regulation of transcription by RNA polymerase II
Molecular function (GO): RNA polymerase II cis-regulatory region sequence-specific DNA binding; DNA-binding transcription factor activity, RNA polymerase II-specific
Source: RefSeq, a predicted model, not a curated record
AUUUCAAAGUCAGUAAGGUGCUAACUUCCCUCGGAGAUACAUCUCGAGAGUAGCAAGACAAAAAUAUAGUGAGCAAAAAAAUCAAAUGCGUUGAAAAAAACUAUAUACACACAUCGUUUGUUUGUUUAUUCUGUGGAGAAGUUUUUAUUUGUGUUUUUUUUUCUGUCGAUAUCUGUGCCCCCGAAGAAUAGUGAAGAAUUGAUCGCGCGGAAUAUCUCACCUGAGAGGUUGAUGAAUAUUUUGGAACAGACUUUCAGUGAACGCAAAGUGUGAAAGCACAAUCUAGAAGUGAAUCACAAAGUGACUACUUAUUGACGAAGUGAAUACAAUGGCAGUUGCAAGUUUGAACAUGUCGCCGAUCUUCUCCGGAUAUCCAUUCCAAGGUCAGGGUCGUGUGAACCAACUAGGAGGAGUGUUCAUCAACGGGCGCCCUCUACCGAACCACAUUCGGCUCAAAAUCGUUGAGAUGGCCGCGGCCGGGGUGCGACCGUGCGUGAUCUCCCGCCAGCUGCGCGUGUCCCAUGGAUGCGUGUCGAAGAUCCUGAAUCGCUACCAGGAAACCGGUUCCAUCAGGCCGGGUGUGAUCGGUGGCUCGAAACCACGCGUUUCGACGCCCGAAAUCGAGACGAGGAUCGAGGAGAUGCGUAAGGCCAAUCCGGGCAUCUUCAGCUGGGAGAUUCGGGACAAGCUCAUUAAGGAAGGUAUCUGUGACAAAACAUCGGCCCCGUCCGUAAGCUCGAUCAGUCGUCUACUGCGUGGGGGACGCCCAGGUGAGGGCGAGGUUCGCGGAAACCAUUCGAUCAACGGCAUUUUGGGUGGAUCUUCGUGUGAUGAUGAUAGCGACACCGAAUCCGAGCCGGGAAUUCAGCUCAAGAGGAAGCAACGUCGAUCGCGGACCACGUUCAACGGCGAACAGUUGGAAGCGCUGGAGAUUGCCUUCGCCAGAUCUCAGUACCCGGAUGUUUACACUCGCGAAGAACUUGCCCAGAAGACCAGACUCACCGAAGCUCGCGUCCAGGUGUGGUUCUCGAAUCGUCGCGCUCGGCUACGUAAACACAUGAAUUCCCACCAGCUUGCCGCCUUUAACGCCCAGUAUCCGCCACAGUAUGAACAGCAGGCAGCGGCUGUCGCCGCGGCCGCUUCAGUUCCAUCCGUCGCCGCCGCCACCAACUCAUCCGCCGCUUUCCCAUCCGCAAUGCAAUCCUGGAACCAAGCCUGCUAUCAACCAAUGAACCAGACCUCCAUCCACACACCCACCCAGACAGCCUACAACCCGCUAGCCCAGACCAUGAUCCACCCGACCUCAGCUACCAUGAGCCCACCAACCUCUCUCAGCCCACCGACCUCCGUAAGUCCGGCGCACUCGGGACACUCGGGACAAAUCCCUGCGUCCACUUCUCCCGUCCAAAACACCACCUCCGCCGCCGCCGCCAACUACAACUACUUCCCCAUGCUGGACAACCACCAUCACCACCACCACGCACAAUCGUACGCCGCGGCCAGCACGGGUUACCCUACCAACACCAUCGCUCCCACGAGCGCAGCCAUCGACAACACCAGUAACCAAUGGCGUUCGGCUCACUCCGCCCACCACAACAAAGCGACCACCGAAUGGGACGCCUAUAGCUCUUUCUUCUCGAACAACGUCAACCACCACUACUCGAGUUCGGCCGCCGCCGCAGCGGCUGUCGCCGCGGAAGCCAAAUCCGGAUAUCCCUACUUCGGCCAGCUGGGAGGACUCGAUAUGAGCCGCCUGCACUAGACGAAUAAAACAACAAGAAGACAACAACAGCGAGCACAAUAAAUUAAUCAUAAUUAACAACAGUGCGCGAGGCGUGAAGAUGAAAUAUUAUCGACAAGCUUUAGGAGAACAAAAAAACCGAGAGACAGAGAGGCUGACAGAAAGAGUGUUGCAACGCAACAUACGAAAUGCAUAAUUUAUGAACGCCGCCACUCGUAGAUAAAUUUAACAACCGAUUCGUGUUCGAUGCCCCAAGGAAAAACGGGCGCUGCUUCGCGGAAGGCAAUAUAAAAACAACAAACAACAAAGAAAAUCAUAGGUAAAACAGCGGCACUUUUGCCCACGAUGACGACGACGACGCAUUCACUUCCCGAAAGUAUUGUGUACCUUAGCUAAUUUUUAUGAGCUUUUGCGCGCCCACAACUCAAAAUGGGGUCGCAUGUGUAAAUAUUUGGACUUGACUCCACACCGCUCGAACAAAGCAGCGAUUAGUGGUUUUCUACAAAGAUAACGCUCAGAACAGGCAGUGCGGAGCGGUGCACAAUGAGAGUAAAAUUUAUGUUAGACUGUUAGACUAGUGGUUAAGUAUGAGGGAGAGAGAGAGAAGAAUACUCGUAACUAUAAGUAGACGUUGAAACAAAUCAAAAGGUAAUGUGCCGACGGCUGUGUACACCUUUCCAAUAACCAACGAAUGAAUGUAGGAUUUGGAUUGGUGCGCAGCUCGCAGUUGGCUACCCUCACCUAGUAUACUUCAUCAUGUUUAUUGAUAGGUUGAAAAUAAUAUUUAUGUCCGUAGUACAAAUAUAUUGAUUGUGGUAGGAGUUUUGAAUAAUAAAA